Messenger RNA from Uncinocarpus reesii 1704, 591 nucleotides. RefSeq lists its product as uncharacterized. The record is from RefSeq and is a predicted model, not a curated record. Lineage: Eukaryota; Fungi; Ascomycota; Eurotiomycetes; Onygenales; Onygenaceae. The transcript has 4 exons. Bases 1 to 591 code for a protein of 196 amino acids.
AUGGCCCUCUUCCGAGACAUGGCGGGGAUACCCCCCCUCACAGCGUCCCCGGACGAUAGCGUCCUCAUCAUCAUCGACGCCCAAAACGAAUACGCCCAGGGCCUCCUCAAAGUCCGCGCCGUCGACCAAUCCCGCGCCGUCAUCUCCUCCCUCCUCUCCCGCUACCGUGCUGCGGCGCAGAAAUCCGGUAAGACGACCAACAUCGUGCACGUGGUGCACAAGACGCCCGAGGGCGCGCCGGUGUUCACGUCCGGCACGGCGCUGGCGGAGGAGUUUGAAGAGUUGAAGCCGCUGGCGGGGGAGAAGGUGGUGGUCAAGGAGCUGCCGAGUUCGUUUGCGGGGACGGGGCUGGAUGAGUGGUUGAAGGGCGAGGGGUGGAAGAAGGUGGUGCUGGUGGGGUAUAUGGCGCAUGUUUGUGUGUCGACGACGGCGAGGAGUGCGAAUGAGCUUGGGUAUGAUGUUGUGGUUGCGCAGGAUGGGGUGGGUGAUCGAGAUCUUCCCGGAUAUAGUGGUGAGGAAGUGACCAAGAUGGCUCUUCUUGAAAUUGCGGAUUUCUUUGGUACUCUGGUUGAUAGCAAGGAUAUUCGCUAG